CUUUUAUCCCCGUUUUAGUACAAAUUAGUCAACUUCUAAAACAUCAGAACUGCCAGCCACCACUAUUUCGCUUCGACAGCCUCGCCUGUGAUAUAGGCUAGCCUUAACCACUAUAAAGCUUUACAAAACAUCAAAUAAAUCAUAUCCAGAGAACUAGCUAAAUAUAUGAACAUUUAGAAUAAGAUAGGUGUACCCCAACGUGCAUGGAUAUUGAUGAGAUUCCAAGCUUUGACGAAUACGAUAAAGGUUAAUUAACUAUUAUUUUAGAGGUACCUCUAUUCCCAUGGCAUUGGUGAGAGAGUGGCGAUCAGAGCAAGGGGGAGAGAGCGAGUCGAGUGGAAGGAUCGCAGUUAGCCUACUUAGGUCUCGAUAUUUGCAAUGCUGUGUGCGCUAUUGUUUUACACCCCUCUAGAUAUGAGCUAGCCAGUAAUAAUCAUCCCACUGACGAGGCCUGCGACUCACUGUAUCAGAAGUUUAGGACUGAAACCGCGUAGGAAGAAAAGGAAAAGGGGUAGCUUCGGGCCGGGAGAGCCGAAGACCACAUCGCCGGCUUCCGGGGAUUCAGGGCAGCAUCGAGAAACAGCGGACGGCGGUCUUCGGAAGGGCGAGCAUCAAUAUAUAAUUUGGAUAAACAACCACUACUGUAGUGGAACCCUAAACAUGUCAAGAAAGGUCCACAGAACCGAAGUAUGUGCCGACUGCAGUGCACCAGAUCCGGGCUGGACCAGCAUCAACAGGGGCGUUCUGAUCUGUGACGAGUGCUGCUCUGUGCACCGCAGCCUGGGACGCCACAUCUCCAUCGUCAAGCACCUGCGGCACAGCGGCUGGCCCCCUGCACUGCUGCAGAUGGUGCAGACCCUGGCCAGUAAUGGGGCUAACUCGAUUUGGGAGCACUCCCUGCUUGACCCAGCGCAGGUGCAGAGCGGCCGCAGGAAACCRAACCCACAGGACAAAGUCCACCCCACCAAGUCCGAGUUCAUCCGCGCCAAGUACCAGAUGCUAUCCUUCGUCCACAAGCUGCCGUGCCGCGAUGACGACGGUGUUACCACCAAGGACCUCAGUAAGCAACUGCACUCCAGUGUGAGGACGGGGAGUCUGGAGACAUGUCUACGGCUGCUGUCCCUGGGAGCACAGGCCAACUUCUUCCACCCGGAGAAGGGCACCACUCCACUCCACGUGGCAGCCAAGGCAGGCCAGGUUCUGCAGGCAGAGCUGCUGGUCGUGUACGGAGCCGACCCCGGAGCCCUGGACAUCAACGGACGCACACCCAUGGACUACGCCAGGCAAGCGGGCCAGGUGGAGCUGGCAGAGCGGCUGGUGGAGUGUCAGUACGAGCUCACAGACAGGCUGGCCUUCUACCUGUGUGGCCGACGCCCUGAUCACAAGAAUGGGCAUUAUAUCAUUCCUCAGAUGGCUGACAGAGCUCGCCCUAAGUGUCCGACACAGAGCCUGGACCUCUCAGAACUGGCCAAGGCAGCUAAGAAGAAGCUGCAAGCGCUGAACAAUCGAUUGUUUGAGGAGCUUGCCAUGGAUGUGUAUGACGAAGUGGACCGCAGGGAGAACGAUGCAGUGUGGCUGACGACUCAGAACCACAGUACUCUGGUGACGGAGCGCAGUGCGGUGCCCUUCCUGCCUGUCAACCCCGAAUACUCAGCCACACGCAACCAGGGUAGACAGAAGUUGGCCCGUUUCAACGCUCGUGAGUUCGCAACGCUAAUCAUCGACAUCCUGAGUGACGCCAAGAGGAGACAACAAGGGAAAGGCCUUAGCAGCCCUACCGACUCUAGUCUGGACCUGGGGGCCGACGACGACCAGCAUGACUACGACAGCGUAGCGUCGGACGAGGACACGGACAGCGAGUUGACCACUCAGAACAACAACAACACGCAGCGCAACAACCGGGCCAAGAGCAUGGACUCGUCGGACCUGUCGGACGGGCCCAUCACUCUGCAGGAGUACCUGGAGGUUAAGAAGGCCCUGGCGUCCUCCGAGGCUAAAGUCCAGCAGCUGAUGAAGGUCAACAACAACCUGAGUGAAGAGCUGCGCCGGCUGCAGAAAGAGAUCUCGCGGAUGCAGACGGAGAACAGUGCGUUGCGGGGGGGCCAGGUCGGAGGAGGAGGGGGAGCUGGCGGUUUGGGAGGCGGGGGAGGAGGCAGCCCGGCACAUUGGCCAGGGGGGGUGCGAGGCGGGGGAGGUAGGGGAGGGGACCACUCCAGCCUAGCUGUGUCCUCGGCUGUGCCUGCCCACCGGAGGGACAGACAGGCUUUCUCUAUGUACGAGCCGGGGGCCGCCACCCCCAAACCCCACUCCCCGGGCCUGGACUCCCUGACGGGCCGCCUGCAGCCUCUGCACCCCAGUGUGAGGAAGGGGGGUCCUGGCGGUCCAACACCCUAUGGAGGGUCGCACCUCUCUGGCUCCAUGGAGAUGGGGCGAUACAUGGGCCCUAAAGGAGAGAAGCACGGCAGUGGCACUGAUAGUGACUAUGACAACACUCACAUGUAUGAGCUGUCGCUAAGUAGGGGGCGCAGCAGUGAAGAGGAAGGCCGGGGGGAUUCGGAGGAGUGGGGUGGGGGUGAAGGGGGUGAGCCGGACCCUACUCUGCCCUGCACCGAAGACGUCAUCCUCAAGACGGAGCAGGUGACCAAAAACAUCCAGGAGCUUCUGAGGGCCGCACAAGAGUUCAAACACGACAGUUUUGUUCCAUGCUCCGAGAAGAUCCACUCUGCUGUCACUGAAAUGGCCUCUCUCUUUCCCAAGCGGCCUGCCCUAGACGCUGUGCACUGCUCCCUGCGCCUCCUGGCGUCCAGCGCCUCCCGCCUCCAGGUGGAGUGUCGCAAGGCGGCUCCCUCGGACCCAUCAGCGCCCGCCGUCGACUACCAGCUGCUCACCCAGCAGGUCAUCCAGUGCGCCUAUGACAUCGCCAAGGCCGCCAAGCAGCUGGUCACCAUCACCACCCGCGAGAAGAAACAGUGACUGGGGUAGGGAGGGGACGGACAGGGGAGUGGCGAGGGAAGCUGCUAGACUGACAGAGGGAGGGGAGAGGGAUGGAGGUAGCCUCGAUUUCCAAGCUUCCUAGUCAAGUGAUGAACGUGACUUGGAAGGUUGGCAUCGCAAGGGAGAGAGAAAUACCAGCCAACGGGAGAAGCUAUAUUGGUUGCAGACUGAAAAGAAGAUCUCUGAGGAUGAAAUGAGAGGAAUUGAAGGUAGGGAAUGAAGAGCGGGGGAAGACCAGGUGGUUAUAUUAUAUGACAAUAGAACGAAGCUGAGAAAUGACUCAGCUCUCACUACUAUACCUGAGUGGACUGAGAGAGAGCAGUUCUGCGGAGGAGGGGACUCUGAAGAGGAGUGUGGACCAUUGAGACAGUAAUCGCAUGUGGGGGAUGGGCACAGCACAACAGCGGCUCAGCUCUCAUCAUCUCACUAUGAUCUCACUCCGUUGUUCCUUUAGGGGGGGUAGGCUGGGACCGAGGUAGGCUGGGCCCGGGGUUGGGGCCAGUCAGUGUGGCCUACAAGGGGGCCAGGCCUUGGAAGAGAGACACACACUGCUCUACUCCUCUGUCUCUCAGACACUGCCUCCUCUGUAGUUCCAGGCUCUGCUAAGGAGGGCCCUUGCUACUCCCUCAGACCCCCUGGUACACUACAGCAUGUCUUGGCAUCGUGGACAAACGACUAGGUGAUGUUUUAUUAUUUUCAUGUAUUUUUUUUUUCUCUAUUUUUUUAUGCCAAUCCGUUGGCCUGUACCUCUGGGGACAAGAAUUACUGACUUAAGAAAAAAAACACUUACACUGGAAUAAUUGUGAUUAUUAUUAUUAUGCCCAUUUGUUUUGUAUUAUUAUUAUUAUGGUCAUGAUUUACAUUAUCAUGUAUGUUUGCUUAUUUUAACGUCGUCUCAUGUAUGAUGGUUCCUGUUCAGAGGACCAGGGAGAGCUGUGAGAAUACUCACUCGCCUUCUGUCUGACUGGGACUGGACACAUGCGCGCACACACACACACUAACUUGUGAAAUGGUCCUCAAACACUCCUGGAGCAGUCCAAUUCCUCCCGGGUGACAUUUCAGUAAUUUCUUUCUUCUGCCUGUCAUGUUCUAAUAUGUCAGUAGCCAUGGGGUUGAACAGAUGCCAAAGGGGUAGGGAAGGGGUAUAAUCUGCUAUCAGUAGAAAAAGCCUUGGAAGCGGCAUGAUAUAUAUUACUGCAGCCACUGGCUGCUUCAGUCGCUAGACAAAGCUCAUCUCAAUGGCACUACAGUGGGAUCCAUACAAAGUUCGCUCUUCAACAUAUGCCAACUCGAAGCAGGCUAGCUAGAUAGGGAACAAAUGUUUUGUGACAACUACAAACUGCACUUGCUGUAGGUUUGUGGGGGCACUGGGGAAAGUGUCCCUGUUUUUAUACUGUGCUAAACAAGUUAACGGUCACACUUAGCUAAGUGACACUGACCAUAGCACUCCACGUAUUUAGUUUGAGUUCUUAGCUUCAAGGACUUCAGUGAUCGUCUGUUAGAUGGAUCUGGGUCGUGUUAAUUAGGAACUAAACGGAUGGAAAUGAACUGAAACGGGGAGGGACUACUUGGACCCACACACACAUGGCUUGUGUGAUCCUGGACACCUGGAAGCUCUUCCAUGUCAGCUUGACCCAUGUUCACUUAUCCACAGGGUCCCGUCGUUUCACUAUCCGCCUGACUGUGCUCUCAUGUGAUCGAUAAUUGACGAACCUGUAGGGGAUGAGAUCCUUUAUCUUUUCCCAGUCAAAUCAUGUCCAAAAGAUUGUCAUAUGUAACGUUCCAAUCAUGAUUGCCUUUGCACAUCUGCUAGACUGGCUUAAGACGUAGUGAUGUUGUAGCUGUUUGGGUUCCCUCAGUUGAUUAUUUAUCGCCAUCUCUCACACACACACACACUGGGCCAGUAUAAAAUACUUCCCCAUUACAAUGUCCUCCUUUUACCUCUCAGACAACCUGUUAUAGAAUAGAGGCUUAUAUAUUAACAUAUUUUCAUGCUAUUUUUUUUAAGCUAUAUGUUCGUAUUGUGCUUGGGAGGUCAGAUCUAUUUACCCAUGGUGGGAUCCAGGUCUGAGGGGUAAGUGAAUAGGAUCUGAAGUCUGCCACUGGUUAGAACUAAACUCAUCUCAAGUCUGAGGGGAAAGGGCUGUUGCACAAUGCUACGCCUUUCCCCCUUCUUAAUGGACACUUUAGUAUAGAGUCCCUUUUUAGUGGGAAUGUUAGACGCACACAUGCAUCCCGCAUGCCAUGCACAGCGAACACACACUCAUGUUGUUCGGACAGUGGCACUGUGCCCCGUACUGUUUUCUGUGUAUCAUACACCUCUUCACCUGGGAGAUCAGUGAUGGGAGAAUAUCUUUUAACACAGGCAAAAACUGUAAAAAGUUGAACAUUUUAAGAAAGGUCAAUCGUAAUGGAAUCUCAUAAGCUGUACAUUUCUAAUAAACUAAAAAACAAGUGAAUUGUC
Messenger RNA from Salvelinus sp. IW2-2015, 5458 nucleotides. RefSeq names its product ARF GTPase-activating protein GIT1. Gene Ontology annotation, biological process: regulation of G protein-coupled receptor signaling pathway; synaptic vesicle recycling; regulation of ARF protein signal transduction. Gene Ontology annotation, cellular component: postsynapse; synapse; cytosol. Gene Ontology annotation, molecular function: GTPase activator activity; small GTPase binding. The record is from RefSeq and is a predicted model, not a curated record. NCBI's taxonomy places the organism in Eukaryota, Metazoa, Chordata, Actinopteri, Salmoniformes, Salmonidae.